Messenger RNA from Aphidius gifuensis, 1762 nucleotides. It is a transcript of the gene Mvb12, whose product is annotated as multivesicular body subunit 12B. Bases 232 to 1221 code for a protein of 329 amino acids. The record is from RefSeq and is a predicted model, not a curated record. Gene Ontology annotation, cellular component: ESCRT I complex; cytosol. Lineage: Eukaryota; Metazoa; Arthropoda; Insecta; Hymenoptera; Braconidae. Gene Ontology annotation, biological process: regulation of epidermal growth factor receptor signaling pathway; viral budding; virus maturation. The transcript is spliced from 7 exons.
CAAAUUUUUAAUCAAACACAAUCGACUCCAAUAUAUUUAACCCGGAAUAAUAAAUAAAUUGAGUUUUUUUUUAUUGUUAAAUAUUGAUUGUUUUAAUUAAUUGUAAAUAUUUUAUCAACAUAACCUAUAAAUUGCUAAAUUUACAAGCUAAAAAGUGUGUCCAGUCGAAAAAAAAAAAUUCAAGGUAUAUUGACGUGAAGAAAAAAUAAAUAAAUUGUAGAGGAAAAUAAUAUGGCGCAUUUAAAAAUGAAUUGUAAAAAAUUUACAACUGUAUCAGGAUUUACAAAUUUAUUACCUGAUGAUAGACCAAUAACAGCAAUAAGUGUUGUUGAAGAUAUUGAUAAAUGUCCACCAAAUUAUACAGUGGUAUCAAAAACAUAUGAUCAAGAUAUUGAUGCUGAUUUAUGGCGUGAAAGUGGACUUUUUAUACGUAAAAAAGGACGUUACAUAUGUCAUUCAAAAACAGAAGGUGUACCAAAUUAUGUUGUUCAAGAAAUAACAGUUUUAAAUGAAAGAGAAUAUCCCCCAGAUGGAUUCAGUAUGAUUCCACAAACUAUAGACACUGACCAGAAGGCUUGGAGAAAAAAACAGGUGUGCUACAAGCUGCGAAAUAGGGACUCGUGUUCAAUGGCUGUGACUGAUAUUAUCGUUUGUAGUAGAAUUAAAAAAGCACCAACUGGCUUUACAUACGCUGGUGAGGUUAAUGGUGUUGUUAUUUGUUAUAAAACAAGUUCAUUAAUAAAUGAAGAUGCAUCAUCACAAUCAUAUGAAAAUAUCAAUGUAUUACAAACACCAUCACCAAAUCCAUCAUCAAAUGGUAUUAAUCGUUCAACACCACCACAAAGACCACCAAAACCAAAAUUUUCACCAAAAUCACAAAAUGGAAUAUAUCCAAGCUCAUUAAGUGUAUCACCUGGUAAAAUUGAAUUAAAUAAUUCAUCAUAUGAUUGUGAUUAUGAAAUAUUAAAACCAAAUUCAAAAAUAAUACCAACAAGACCAGCACCACAACCACCACAAACAACACAACAAAUUAAUACAUCAAUUAAUUAUGGUACAUUACCUGGUUCAUCUGAUCUUGAUGGUGUUCCAUUUGUUAUUAAUCCACUAUUAAAUUUUGAUUCAAAUUCAACUCAAGCAGAUUAUCCUGUUAUUAAAAUGAAAACACGUCAAGAAAUUGAUGAAGAAUAUUAUUAUGAUUUUCGUGCUGAGAGAGAAACUUGAAUAAUAAAAAUUUUUAAAAAAAAGGAGAAAAUAUUGGUUGAAUAAUAACGUGCCAAACGAAUUGUAUCACGUACCAUAAUUAUUUAAAAAUAAUCAUUAUAAUAAUAUUUGUUAUAACAGCUCUUAUACAAUACAAGAUAAUCAUCAUCAUCAUUUUUUAAAAAUAUUUAUCAUAAGAAUCAUAAGUAUAUAUAACUUUUUUUUUUUUUUCUAGCCAAUUGUAAUAGAGUGCCUGAAUAAGUAUGAUUAAUUUUUUUAUAAUUAAUUAUAAUAUAAGUAUCCAAACUGUAGAGUAUUAUUAAAGAUGUCCUUGAGCUUCAUGGUAUACAAAAUGAAAAAACAAUCCAAUUUUUUUUUUUUUUUUUUUAUAAAAUUUGAAUAUAAAAAUAAUAAAAUUGAUAUGAAUCUUCCAAUUGUGACAUAGUUGUCAUGAUUUUUUAUCGAAAAUAAUAUGUGUCACGUAAAAAAAAAAAAGAAAUGUGAUUUUAAUACCUGAAACAUUGUUAUAAUAAAAAAAAAUGUAUAAAAUUAUUUGUAAAAA